GUUCAGACGGCCCGCUGCGACCAGAAGGAAACUCUGCUCCAUCCUCCUAUCGGACUUCUUUGGAUACUUUGUGGUGAAGAACGGAGCAGAGGCUUUUUUUUUCUAUUCCUCUUCGGAAAUGAAGGACAUAUUCACUCCGGAUUGAAAAGGCCAACUAUUUAUAACAUUUGCUCAUUCAUUUGUUCAGAACUGUCAGAUUAGUUUUGCAGUUUUCUGCCUGCUUGUGCGGGAUUUUGACACCCAGACAUCAUGGCUGAGAACAAACACCCGCAUGUGAUUUUCUGCAACGACUCUCCCAAAAGAGUGCUGGUGUCCGUCAUCAAGACCACCCCGAUCAAACCGAGGAAAGCCGAGGCUCUGACGCCGACCAGCCCCGGCUUCAGCGACUUCAUGGUCUACCCGUGGAAAUGGGGGGAGAACGCCCACAAUGUGACCCUGAGCCCGGGCUCGGUGAGCGGGGCUGCGUCCCCCACCGGGACGCAGACGGCCAGAGAGGCGGACACGGCUCCUUCACCUGACCAGAUGAAGGAUGGCAUCCGCAGAGGUCGUCCUCGGGCGGACACGGUCCGGGAGCUGAUCAGUGAGGGGGAGACUUCAUCCAGCCGCAUCCGCUGCAACAUCUGCAACCGAGUGUUUCCCAGAGAGAAGUCUCUCCAGGCCCACAAGAGGACGCACACAGGUGAGAGGCCCUAUCUGUGCGACUAUCCAAACUGUGGGAAGGCGUUUGUGCAGAGCGGCCAGCUGAAGACGCACCAGCGGCUGCACACUGGGGAAAAACCCUUUGUCUGCUCAGAGAAAGGAUGUGGCAACCGGUUCACACACGCCAACCGUCACUGCCCCAAGCAUCCUUUCUCCCGCCUGAAGAGAGAGGAACCAAAGGAAGGCCAGGGGAAGGCUCAGUCUGUGGAUAACAAGGCUGUGGCGGAGUGGCUAGCAAAGUACUGGCGAACCCGCGAGCAGCGCGCCCCCACGACCACCAAGGUGAAGCCGCAGGGAAAGGCGAGAGCGGAAGACCAAGAGCAGCAGGAUCCCAUGGAGUUCCUCCAGUCCGAUGAAGAGAACGGGGAAGAAGAAGAGAUGGCCGAGGAGGAGAAGGGCACCCAGGGAGGAGGAGCAGCGAAACGCCGCCUCCAGGAGCAACGAGAGCGCCUCCACGGGGCUCUGGCGCUCAUCGAGCUGGCCAACAACCUGUCUGCCUGAACACCCACCCAUCCACUUCCCCGAUCCUCAACCCCCCAACAUCCCCCUGCCCUUCAUACCUCCAUCCCCAAUCCGCCUUCCUGCAGCAUGUGCUGUCGCUAUAAAUUGCUCAUACACGCCGAUCAAUGAUUAGUUUAGUUUAUUCUAUAAAGCGGUGAAACCAGACUUGGAGAAGGAGCUGAAUUAGACGGAGAUCAGUGUUAGGGCCAGAAUCAUCGAUGUCCCCCCCCUCACAGCAGCAGGAAGGCACAAGCUAAAGCACCUUAUUCAGCUUCCAUUUUAUCCUCUUUAGGCUGCUAUAAUUGUAGAUUUGACUAUAUGAAGAAUGUCUUUCUUCCUUCUGUCUUCUAAAGGCAAAAGAAAGAACACCUAUUAUGUUUUUUAAAAUUUGUUUUGUUUGCACUUUGGUAACGAGUUUUUUUUGUAAGAAUAUUGUGAGUAUAAGAGAGUGUGUAUGACUGAUGUAUAUAUGGUUUAAGCUCAGAUGGACAGAAUGAUUACAGGGUGUGGUCGAACAUAGGAAAUGCGACGCGGCAUUCCAACUGUCGGAUGGCCUCUCACCGUGAUCCCAGGUUUCAUCUCCGGCGCUAUAAAGCACAAUUUCGCUGCCACCGAUGACAGCGGCGGUUGUGGAAAUGGACUGAGAAAGGUUGCCUCACUGGUACAGCUCUAUUUAAUAAGCGGAGACAGAAGUCAGGGGAGCUGGUUGAGUCUGACACAUGACAUGGGUCAUUUUUUUUUUUUAUUGUUGAGUGCGAGUUGAUCAUUGCAAGCCUAAUCCAGAGGUCUGAUCAGGCUCGAGCUUUUCAGAAAGUUUCACCACUUGUCUCAGUAACUCUACUUGCCUGACAAUACUCGACACGUAUGGGGCUGCAGUUUCCAAUAUCAUGUCUUCUGGAUCGAGUCCAUUCAUAUUUUACAAUGUAAAGCUCCAGAGUACUUGUCAGAACACACCAUAUUUCCAUUUUAAUGCCAGUUACAAGUGUGUUAGAUAGACCUGCAGGCCAAAAAAAGAUGUUUUACAAUCCACGUCAGCCACCUUUUAUAUUAAAAGGCGGCAGAUCAGCGUCAUCGUAGUCGUGUAAUUCUACGUCAUCUCAUUUCAAAGUUCUGAUUUAUUUAUUUCACCAUAUUGCUCUUCUGACUCCUAUUUAGCUCUAUAUCCAGCGCUGGAAUCAUUUGAUAAAAGGGAAGAAAAAAAAAAUCCCAAGAUUGUAAAACACAUUUUGUUGAAGCACUUACUCCCCGUUAAGUCUUGGAUUAAGCUUGCAAUGCACCAACGAUUAGAUUUAUUGUCCAGGAAGAGGGCACCUGUUUUUUUUAAUGAUUUGUGUAGUGCUGGUUUUUUUUGUUUUUUAUUUUAAAGCAACACUACAUCCUUCAACACUGUAAGAAGCGUCUCAUACGUGCCCUGCCUCUGGUUGUUAAACCUCCUCCAGAAACUCUAGUUGUGAUGUUUGAAUCUGAUUUACAAAUUACCCUCAUGGAGUCGCAGUGAAACUGGAAAGCAAACCAAGUUGCUGAUAAUCAAAAAAACCAAAAUGAUCGACCCAAUUAGAGUAUAUUUGGAAGCUUUUUUUUUUUUUUUUUUAACCCUUCGUCUGUUUUGUGGUUUGUGAAAAUGAUGGCAUUUAAUAUAUACAUGUAGUGUUAGGAAUUUGAGCGUGCACAAUUUACAGAGAGCUUUGAUGUUUUUAAUUUUAGUUUCAGUUUUACCCCCCACCUCUGCUAACAUCUUACAAACAGUCAGUUUCCAUAUUUGAGUGUAUAGAGUGAUCCUGCUUGCUUGGUAGACAUUUUAUUACACAUUUUAAACCUUCUCUGACAGGCUGUCCACACUGUUUUGUUGAUCUUCAAUAAACAUUCACAGAACCUGA
This is a messenger RNA of Stegastes partitus (bicolor damselfish), 3077 nucleotides long. It is a transcript of the gene znf367, whose product is annotated as zinc finger protein 367. The coding region runs from base 250 to 1200 and encodes 316 amino acids. Gene Ontology annotation, cellular component: transcription regulator complex; PcG protein complex; chromatin. The record is from RefSeq and is a predicted model, not a curated record. Gene Ontology annotation, molecular function: RNA polymerase II cis-regulatory region sequence-specific DNA binding; DNA-binding transcription factor activity, RNA polymerase II-specific. The transcript is spliced from 5 exons. Gene Ontology annotation, biological process: regulation of transcription by RNA polymerase II. NCBI's taxonomy places the organism in Eukaryota, Metazoa, Chordata, Actinopteri, Pomacentridae.